UGUUGUUUGUAUUCCUCUUGGCCGGACCAUGGCUGCUGCCUUUGAGCGGCCAACUUUCUGCUGCUGCCGCAAAGUUGUCACCGGCUCGAAGAAGAGCGAGAGUUUGAAUUCGUCCCGGGGCUGCCCUGUCGACAUCGCCUCCGCCUCCAACUUCCAGCGUUUUCAGAUCCGGCAUUUCCACCUGGAGUUGGACAUUAACUUCCCGAGCCGGGAGAUCCAGGCGGUGGAGGUGCUGGACCUGGCGUGCCUGCGAGCCGACACCCAGAGCCUGGUCCUGGACUCGCACCCGUCGCUGCGGGUCCGCUCCGUCAACGCUAAAUGUCGGUGUAGCUCGGGGGAGAACAGCUGGCCCCUCGCUCACCGGCUCGACCCUUUCACCGAAUAUGGCUCCUCUCUGGUGAUCGCCCUGCCGGCUGCCAUCCAACCCCACAGCAACUUCCAGAUCAUCAUCAGAUACACUACAACCGAUGGGCCGGCGAUUUGGUGGCUGGAUCCAGAAUUAACAAGUGGAAAUUCCAGACCAUUCCUUUUUACACAUGGUCACUCGGUGUGUAAUAGAUCCUUCUUUCCCUGCUUUGAUACACCUGCUGUCAAGAGUACUUACUCCGCUACAGUUAUGGUUCCACCUGGUAUUAAAGUACUAAUGAGUGCAACUCGGAGCACAUUUGAUGAGCAAAAGAACAUAUACCGAUUCCAGAUGGAGUAUCCAGUUCCUGCUUACCUGUUGGCGCUCGUAGCUGGAGAUCUAAUUUCUGCAGAUAUAGGUCCACGAAGCAGAGUUUGGGCUGAACCUUGUUUGUUAAAAAUUGCAACUGCAAAACUGAAUGGCACUGUAGAACGGUGGCUGACUGCUGCAGAGAAUCUCUUUGGGCCUUAUAUGUGGGAAAGGUAUGAUGUUGUUUUCCUUCCGCCCUCUUUUCCAAUUGUUGCAAUGGAAAACCCCUGUUUGACUUUCAUUAUUUCCUGCAUUUUGGAAAGUGAUGAGUUUCUCAUUAUUGAUGUUAUCCAUGAAAUCGCACAUAGUUGGUUUGGAAAUGCAGUUACCAAUGCCACGUGGGAAGAGAUGUGGCUGAGUGAGGGGUUAGCAACAUAUGCGCAACGUCGUAUCACCACGGAAACCUAUGGGGCUGCUUUUACUUGUCUUGAAACCACUUUCCGACUGGAAGCACUGCAUCGUCAGCUGAAACUGCUUGGAGAUGAGAGUCCUGUCAGCAGACUACAAGUGAAGUUUGAGCCAGGUGUCAAUCCCAGCAGUCUGAUGAAUCUUUUCACCUAUGAGAAAGGAUUCUGCUUCGUGUACUACUUGUCACAGCUCUGUGGAGACACAAAGUGCUUCGACUCCUUCCUCAGAGCCUAUGUAGAAAAGUUCAAGUUUACAAGUGUUGUUGCAGCUGAUCUACUGGAGUUCUUCCUGGGUUUUUUUCCUGAGCUCAGGGAGAAAUGUGUGGACAACAAAGAAGGGCUAGAAUUUGAGCGUUGGCUGAAUGCAUCUGGACCUCCGCUGUUGGAGCCAGAUUUGUCUCAGGGAUCUAGUUUGAUUAAACCGGUGGAAGUUCUCUACCAGCUGUGGAGUUCAGAAACUCUUGAUGGAAACCGAAUUACAGACAUUGAUAUUUCCAAAUGGAAAACGUUCCAAAUAGUCCACCUGUUAGACAAACUUCUGGACAGAUCUCCACUGCCUCAUGAAGCCAUGAUGAAGCUAUCGAAGAGUUACUCUGCGCUGCUUGACUCAAUGAAUGCUGAAAUAAGGAUUAGAUGGUUACAGAUUGUAGUCAGAAAUAAUUAUUUACCAGAUUUCUACAAAGUGCGACGAUUCCUGGAAAACCAUACCUCACGAAUGUACACUGGUCCUUUGUAUGAGGAUCUAUGUGCUGGAACCAUGAAGGCCAUUGCCAUGGAGACCUUUUACCUGACUCAAAACAGACUUCAUGUGAACUUGAGGAGAGCAAUCCAACAGAUUUUUGCACACAGUGCUAACCCUGCUGCUGUUAUGACACUGCUUGAAGAUAAACCAUCAGAUGCGUCAAACCCCAUCUCACUCAGGGAUGUAAAUGUCUCUGCAUAGCUGAUCAACCCAUGCCAUUAUAGGAUGAAUCUAACUAAAUAGCUGAGGUCCCUUACACGAGAACCUAACAGCUCUGUAAACUGAAAUGUUUCCAGCUGUUAUUUUUUAAUUUAAUCAGAAUUCCAGAAUUUAUGCUGGUUACUUUAAGGACCUCUUCCAGGGAAUGAAGAAGCCCAAAUCAGCUUUCCAAAAAUGUUUCUUACAAGAUAGCAUUUCAUUCAACUGUUGGCCGUAUAAUUAUACAAUAAUAGUAAUCUUGUCACUCUUGAGCACAUACGGGACAUGUAGAUUCUAAGAUCAUAGUUUGAGGAUGAUCCAUUAUUAAUACAAACACUCUAAAUCUUCAGUGAGCAGAACAUAUUGAAAUAAAAGACAGCAUCUCAGCUCUGGCAAGUUAGCUACUGCAGUGCAGAACCUAUUGCUGCUGAAGAGGUAAUCAGCAAAUGACCUGCUAUUGAAUGGUUGAUUCUAAUGAAAUGAUUAAUACAGUAUUUGUUGGUUAUGCUGACUGGUGAUGAUGUAUUGCUAAAUGCAUUAGGAAUUAUUAAGGUCAUAAUCUGUACUUCCAAUGAAUAUAUCAGCACAAAGCAUGUGAAUUCUGAUUUUGCCAAAGCAGGAGGAUUAAUUGGUAAAGCCUCCUAUUUCUAAUAAGUUUGAUGGUAUAAGUUUGCUCAGUUCAAAUGUUUAUUUUCAAUACAAAUUUGAUUUGUAACUUAGCAGGGUUUGUUUAGCAGUAAUGUAAUAUUCGAUGCAAGGCCUUUUAGUGCAUUAGUUGGUGCAUGAGGUAUGUUGUUUGUUCCUGGGAAAGGAAGUUUCACCAGGAACAAGUUGAGACCCAAUUAAAUUCAUUAUACAUAUGUCAAGUAGGCUGGAAUCCACACUAGGAUGCAAACUAAAGGAUAGGGAUGUGAAGCUAAUGACUUAAAUGCUUCACAUCAGGGUUAUUUCAGAGCAUUUUCUAUUGAACCCUUUGCAUUUUGUCCAAAAAUUAUUUAAGAUGACUUUUCUUUUGCCUUUAUGUUGUACUAUGAUUAGAAAGGUGUGUUUAUUCUGUUAUUACUCUCUGACAUUCUACUUUACAUUCUUGCAGAAUAUAAUUUUUACAAAAGAAUUAUUGGAAAGAAUGUUUUUGAGAAAGUAAAUGAGCUCCUGAAUCCUUAGAGUUCAUUUUCUUGCACUCCUUUGAAGUAAUGGAAUUAAGCAUUUGAUUAUUUUAUCCAAAUUACUCAACUGUUUUGUUACAUAUAUUAUCAUCAGAGUGAUAUCGUUUUAAAAAAAAGACAAACAUUAUCUCUAAUGUUUCAAAUGAGUCAUUUUUAGUGUUAAUCCAUAGAACAAGCCUUCAUUUUAAAUUGCUCUUUGUGCAGUGGAGUCCAAGAUAUUGCAUCUCUAAUCCAAACACCAUUUUCUUUCAAUUCCAUUAUACUUGUUUCAAUUGUAACAAUUUUGGCAAACUUAUCAGGUUUAUAGGUGUGUCUGAGUAUUUAGCUACCAUUCUGUGCCGGAGCAGAACGUUAUGGAGUUGGGUUGGGAUUUAUUAAUGUUCAGUGUUGGCUAUUGCUUCCACUGUCUGGCUGUUAGGUGCCUGGUUAUGGUUCAGAGGUGAUGGUAUGAUCUGCUGCAGUUGGUUAUCAGUAGAGCUGUAUUAAUGUUGCAGUUUUGACUGCUGCCUACAAUUUCUGCUCAUUCGAAUGCCUGAUUAUAGUUCCAUGGAUUGAAUAGAACGUCCCUGAUACUCAUCUUGAUAGGUAGUAUGCUCUGCCAUGGCUGUAAAUGUUGGAAUUAAGCAUGAUCUAGGUGGCAAAGAUGACAUUGAGAGAAUUGUAACUAUUCUGUCAACACUGGAAUCACAUUAGCAAAAAUCCAUUUAUUCUGAUAAAUUUUGUACUUUUUCCCACUUCCUGUUUGUGUGCUUCAUAAGUAUGUGCAAAAAAAAGUUAAUUUGCAUAGGGGCCAAAAACUGUAUUAUGGAUUUGCACAAAAGCUUGUACGCAAGUGUUUAACUGACCUUACCUUUCUCAGGUAGUGCAGUCAGUGGUGCCUUUCUCAUCAGUAUUCUACUGAUUUAUAGUCCAUAAGCUUCUGUUCUUUUUUAACAGAAGCCUCAAUAUACAUUGUUUAGCAAAACGAAAGAAAACACUUCCUCAGAAAAUGUAUUGUUAAUUGUUUACAAAAAAAUUCUGUAAGUUGGACCGAUUUUAUAAUGUCCAGAUAAUACACCUAUCUUAGCAAUGCAAAAUGAUUUAACUUCGUUCUUUUUAAGAACCACAAUGUUUUGCAUGGUGGCAAACUAUCUUUAAGAUAGGAGUUAUAUUUUCCAGGACCGAAGAUACUAUUUAUCCGACAUCUUGUGUGUAAGUUGUAGUUUUCAGGUUUAUAUUUUUCACAAUGUUCAAUGAUAACCUGAUGGAGAUUAAAAUAAAAAUGAAACAGCAGUUCUGAUCAAGGGUAUGCACCCAAAACAUUGUAACAUGUCUUUAUCUUCUCAGAUGUUAACUGACCUGCAGUAUAUUUCCAGCAUUUUCUGUUUUUAUUUCAGAUUUCCAGCAUUCAGUCUUAGUUUUAUCAGCAAAGAUAAAAGACAUCUUUUUAUUAACCAACUAAAGCCAUAGAAGCAUUCUCAUGCCUGCAAAUUCAUCAAGCUGAAUUGAACUAUAUGUAUCUCUUUUUAAAAAUGAAGAGGCUAGUGGAAACAUUAGAAGUAUUUUGCAAGUACUGAUAAUGUGAAAAACAUGAAUGUACACAAAAAUAGACAAAGGAAGCUUUGAUUUGGUGGGUGAUGGACAAUGCCACUAUUUGUUACAUCUACCUGCCUUUUGGAGCAUUACUGAAACUGAUUAUAGUAUUGGGGAGUAAAAUAGUGCAGACUGAAAAAUGAUAUUUUUUAGACUAAGAAGGAACAAACAGACUGCCGGACUGAAGUUACUUUGUGAGGCAGUGGAAAAAGCCUGCAACUAAAGUUAAAUAAUUGAAAAGCAAUUGCUGGAGAAAAUAUGAGUACAAUGAAUUGGGUUUGAUUGGAUUAUCAACGCCUCAAAUGUUUCAUUUGGACUUUCACCAGAACUUUUUGUAUUGAAGAUUGAUGAAUUGUAUUGUACUUCAAUAGGAAUAAAACAUUAUGCAAUGGAUAGUACAUCUUGGUAAUGGUGACCAGAAACAUAUAUUGUAUGCAUUAAAUGUGUCAAUUCUGUAUAUUGGGCAAUUUAAAAUAAUGAUUGAAAUUUUUAUUUUUAGUUUGCACCUUUUGGUAACGUGGACAGAUAUGUACAUACUAUUGAUGGAUAUGUACAAUACCAUUGAUCGAUAUGCACAUAAUGUUUGUGGAUUUGUAGAACUUUGAAUCUUUUUCCUUUAUUUUUUAUGCUCCGCAUGCCUUAAGUUAGGCCCAUAUGGUCAUGUAGAAAUGAUUAAUCCAGUGUCCCACUGAUAUUUAUAGACCCUGAAUCAUGUGAUCUAUCAGUUUAACCCUCAUUGUGGUAAAAGCUCUCAAAAUAUUUUUCAUAAUUUGUCAAUUUCAAUUUAAAAAUCUUUGGCAUCACCUUCCUUUCAAAUUGGUUGAAGUUUUACUUAUGCUGGAUUUAAUCCGUUCUGGUAUUUUAUUAAAAUUUUACAUGCUGUGUUGUGCAGCUUCUUUAGUCUGAAGAUGGGACAGCCCCUUCAUCCACCAAGAGUCAGUUUUUGGAAAUGGGCAUGAAGCUUCAGUUCAGCAAUAGAGGCAGGCUCUGCAAAUCAUAGAGCACUGUGACUACCACAGGAGAACAUUUUAUUUGAUAACAGGAUCUAUCUAUUUUAAAGAUACCUUAGGGGUGAUUUUUAAGUCUACUUACUAUUUCAGAUGGGGAGCACAUUUUGCACUGGUAGCUCGCUGUCCAUUUUGUCAGAAGAAUUUUGAACUAAAAAGGACACAGGUACUUGCUCAUCAUCUAUCUGCAUAGCACUGCAAAUGAAAAUCAUCCUCCUGUUGUCUUCCAGGAAAAAGUUUGGUGCAAGGAAAAAAUGAAAAAAGAUCUAUUGUUUUCCCAUUAUUCUGUCUUUUGUAAAAACAAUAUGAUGGUGUAUUUCAGCAUAAUUUAUAUUAUGUGGGAAGUAUAGCCAGCCUGUUUCACAAGAGAUGUACGAAGUAUACUGGAAGGUGUUAAUUAGAGACCUGUAUUAGGAGCAUUGCUCUCAUCGUCAUAAAUAAGUUUGAUGAAGGCAAUCAAAGAAUAAUUCCACGGGUUAGUGAUGAUGGAAAAAUAUCAGGAAGAUAGAUAUUUUUAAAUUUAGAUGCAUUUGGGGAAUAAACCCAUGUGUGACACACAUUCUUCAAUUUGGGUAAAUGCAGUGUAAUUUAAGGCACAUGUCUACCAUGCAGGGAUUUCAGCUAAGGGUUUUGGAAUGUGGGUUCAUAGUGGAUUGAAGCUCUUCAAUCAGUGUAGCAAAGGUACUGGAGAGGCAAACAAGAUGUAAAUGUGUAUUGUUAGGAUUUUAAUAUUUACAAUUUAAUGUCACAUUCACAUAAUUUAUUCAGCUAAAAUAGUUUCUAAUCAUUUCAAAUUACUUGUGUUAUUUCUAAUACUGAAUAUUCAAAUCAAAUUCUUGGUGCUGAAUUUAACAUGAUAGAAUUAUGCGGUGCAAACUCGAGGUUGGGGAAUACUUUUAAUCUAAUUAUUUUAUGCUGCUAUUCUUCCCCAAAGAAAGAUCUUGGGUAAACUUUUAUUGCUUCCUGAAAAGAGAUUUGCAUGUCACACAAGCACCAAGUGAAGACCCACCAGGUCUCGCCUCACUUUCUUAUAUGAUGAAUGCCUUAUAAUUCCAAAACAUGCUCUUUAUGGUGACCUUUUAUUGUAACUCACUUUGUUUGUGUCAUGUUACACCAACAAUGCAUUCUAUUACCAUAAUGGUCUGCUCUUUGAAAAUUCUUUCUAAGAGAUUAUUGCAAGUAUAAAUACACUUGGACACACAACAAUGUUCUGUUAUUUCCAUUGGCACAAUAACAAAUGUGCAAAGCAAUAUAUAUCAUUAUUAAACUCAAUGUUUAACUUCUUUAUCCCUUUAACUACAUGCAAUUCUUUACCUGAACCAUUUUCAGUAUAAACAAAUAUAUAUGUGAACCAAUUUUGAAUGUGUUACACUUGUGGCACAAUCAUUUGCAGCUUCAUUUGAAUUAUCAGGUCAUUCUACUCAUAGAAUUUAAAUAAUAUCUAACGGAUUGUUGUGAUGUAAACACAUUUUAUCAGAUAGAACUUUGUUUAUUCUUAAAAUCUGUUUGAAAUUUAUUUAGAAAAAUAAAUUAAUGAGACUGACUUGAA
This is a messenger RNA of Carcharodon carcharias (great white shark), 7356 nucleotides long. RefSeq names its product arginyl aminopeptidase like 1 (gene rnpepl1). Gene Ontology annotation, biological process: proteolysis. The coding region runs from base 29 to 2065 and encodes 678 amino acids. NCBI's taxonomy places the organism in Eukaryota, Metazoa, Chordata, Chondrichthyes, Lamniformes, Lamnidae. Gene Ontology annotation, molecular function: metalloaminopeptidase activity; zinc ion binding. The transcript has 11 exons. The record is from RefSeq and is a predicted model, not a curated record.